This is a messenger RNA of Drosophila willistoni, 3521 nucleotides long. It is a transcript of the gene rst, whose product is annotated as irregular chiasm C-roughest protein. Gene Ontology annotation, molecular function: cell adhesion molecule binding. Gene Ontology annotation, biological process: cell-cell adhesion. The transcript is spliced from 8 exons. Bases 292 to 2586 code for a protein of 764 amino acids. Gene Ontology annotation, cellular component: cell-cell junction. The record is from RefSeq and is a predicted model, not a curated record. NCBI's taxonomy places the organism in Eukaryota, Metazoa, Arthropoda, Insecta, Diptera, Drosophilidae.
UACAAAUUUUAUUUAUUAUUAUGUACUACCCAUCAUUUGAAGUGAAGUGCAAUUUUUUGUGGCCAAGGAAACCUCUUUGAGAAGAGGUCAAUAAAAAUAAUUUGCCUGUCUUUUUUUUUUUUUGGUCUUAUCUAAUGCCAAUUGUUUGUUUUCUACAAACAUAAAUCAAAGUACUUAAAUUGUAACAGAGAGCGAGAGGAAGGAGUUAACCAAAAUAAAAACUAUCUUUUUUGGCAGAAGACAUAAAAGCAGACGCAGAACAAGAAGCUUCAGCUAAGUAUCAACAUCAAAAUGAAUGCAUCAGGGGUCAUGCAUCUGUGCCUCCUGUUGGCCAUUCUUAUGAUGGAUGCGGUGGCGCCUUCAUCACUCUAUACCAGCUAUCAGAACCAACGUUUCGCCAUGGAACCACAGGAUCAGACAGCUGUGGUCGGGGCACGCGUUACUUUACCCUGUCGUGUCAUCAAUAAACAGGGCACACUGCAAUGGACCAAAGAUGACUUUGGUUUGGGCACAUCGCGCGAUUUGAGCGGCUUUGAGCGCUAUGCGAUGGUCGGCAGCGAUGAGGAGGGCGACUACUCAUUGGAAAUCUAUCCCGUAAUGCUGGACGAUGAUGCCAAAUACCAAUGUCAAGUGAGUCCAGGACCAGAGGGUCAACCGGCCGUAAGAUCGACAUUUGCUGGCCUCACAGUGCUUGUACCGCCAGAGGCACCGAAAAUUACCCAAGGUGAUGUUAUCUAUGCCACCGAGGAUCGUAAAGUGGAGAUUGAGUGUGUGUCUGUGGGUGGCAAGCCCCCAGCAGAGAUUACCUGGAUUGAUGGCUUGGGCAAUGUUUUAACGGAAAACAUCGAGAAUACGGUUAUACCGUUGCCCGAUCUACGUCGAUAUACGGCUAAAUCGUUGCUGCGACUUACACCAAAAAAGGAGCACCACAACACGAAUUUCACAUGCCAGGCUCAGAAUACAGCUGACCGCACCUAUCGCUCAGCCAAAAUACGUGUCGAGGUUAAAUAUGCGCCCAAAGUCAAAGUAAAUGUAAUUGGCAGUAGUCUAAAACCUUUUGGCCCACUUGUUGAAUCGCAACCCGGUGUCAUUCCACGCAUUGUCGAGCAUGCACAGGUGCGACUCGAAUGCCGGGCCGAUGCCAAUCCCAGCGAUGUACGCUAUCGUUGGUACAUCAACGACGAACCAAUUGCUGGCGGUCAAAAAUCUGAGAUGGUCAUACGCAACGUGACGCGAAAAUUCCAUGAUGCAAUUGUCAAAUGUGAGGUGCAAAAUAGUGUGGGCAAGAGUGAAGAUAGCGAGACUCUGGAUAUCAACUAUGCUCCUAGUUUCAAGCAACGUCCACAAUCAUUGGAAGCUGAUUUUGGAACUAUUGUUACACUUAAUGUCGAAAUUGAUAGCAAUGUUCAGGCCGAUAUCGUUUGGAUUCAUCAUCCAGGCAAUCGAGUGGUCGGCACAAGCUCGAAUCUUACAUUCAGUGUGAGUAAUGAGACAACCGGUCGCUAUUAUUGCAAAGUGAAUGUACCCGGCUGGUCGGAAAUAUCUACGGACGCCUAUGUCUAUAUGAAGGGCUCACCGUCAAUUAGUUCGGCGCGUACCCAAUAUGGUUUAGUGGGCGACACAGUGCGUAUUGAUUGCUCGGCAAGCAGUGUGCCGCGAGCACGACAUGUUUCAUGGACAUUUAAUGGACAGGAGAUAAGCUCAGAGUCCGGACAUGACUAUUCCAUACUUGUUGAUGCGGUGCCAGGCGGUGUGCGUAGCACUUUGAUCAUACGCAAUAGUCAGGCGUAUCACUAUGGCAAAUACAAUUGCACAGUGGUCAAUGAUUAUGGUAAUGAUGUGGCUGAAAUACAAUUGCAGGCAAAAAAGAGCGUCUCAUUGCUAAUGACUGUUGUGGGUGGCAUUUCGGCUGUGGCCAUUCUAUUGGUCAUCAUCAUUCUCAUUGUUAUCUAUUUCAAGUGCAAGAAGCGCACCAAAUUACCGCCAGCUGAUGUGAUUAGUGAACAUCAGAUAACAAAAAACGGCGGUGUUAGCUGCAAACUUGAACCCGGUGAUCGUACUUCAAAUUAUAGUGAUCUCAAGGUGGAUAUAUCUGGCGGUUAUGUACCAUAUGGCGAUUACAGCACACAUUAUAGCCCACCCCCUCAAUAUUUGACCACAUGUUCAACAAAAUCGAAUGGCAGCUCCACAAUACUUCAGAACAAUCAUCAAAAUCAAUUGCAACUCCAACAGCAGCAGCAACAGCAGCAACAACAACAGAAUUCACAUCAGCCAACCGUUGUGCAGAGUGUGCCAAUGACUUUUCUCACAAAUAGCAGUGGUGGCAGUUUAACUGGCAGUAUUAUUGGGUCACGGGAGAUACGACAGGAGAACGGUCUGCCAAGUCUUCAGUCGACAACAGCCUCGGUGGUAAGUUCCUCACCCAAUGGCAGUUGCAGUAACCAGAGCACGGCCACCACAACCCAUCAUGUGGUGGUGCCCAGCUCAAUGGCAUUGAGUGUCGAUCCGCGUUAUAGUGCCAUCUAUGGUAAUCCCUAUUUGCGUACAUCAAACUCUUCGCUACUGCCACCGCCCACGGCAGUCUAAACCAUCGAAAAAGAGAGAAAAAAUCGACGCAAAAAGAAGACUGAUCUCAAUUGAUCGCAUUUUCAUAUACUUUCUUCUGAGAAAGAUACAUAGUUGCGGGGAAAAUAUGACAAACAUAGGUAUAUAAUGUUUUCCCCUUGGGUGGGUCGUGAAAUAAUUGAAUUAGAGAGAGAGCUACCAAAAAUUUGCCACACAAACAUGUCUGAAAUAAGAAAACAAAAAAAUAUAGCAUAUUUAGUAGGGCAUCCAUUAAAUGCAAACUAGAAUACCAAUUAUAUUUACAAAUUAUUAAAUUUACGCAUUUGGUUUAAAUGAAAACAAAAAACAGAGUCAAAAUAUUUGCAAACCUUUAGCUAAUAGUUAAACUAUUUUUUUUUUGUCAAACUAGAACUAAGAUUGCUUCUUGUUAAGAAAACGCCUUAAAAACAAAGGAAAUAUGAAAAAAAGAAAAAACAAUUAGACAUUAUUUGGUGGGCAGCGGGGGUGUGGUCGUUUUUUGCUCGUCGUGUUUCGGCAAAGAUUGUGAAACAAACUUCAAACUUCUCCAUCUUUCUCUCUCUCUCCUUCUCUCUGUCUCUCUAGCUGAAGUUCAAAUAAAUCCAGCCCCCGCUAAAACACAAUUCAAAGAAAGAAAAAAAGCAAAAAAAAAAAAAAAAUCUAUUUAAAUGAUUUAGCUUAAGAAGACAAAAAAUGUAUGCCAAAGUACCUGAUAGUAUUUAAGUUGAGAAUCUCCCUAAAACAUAACUACUAUAAAACCAUAGAUAUCGAGUGUGUAUGUGUGUGUGUGUUUUGUUUUUUUUUUUCUCUCUUGCCUAGUCGCUUAAGUAUCGAAUCCAAUUGUAGUAUUAAGUUUAGACGUAUUUUAAUCUACAUUAAAUAUAAGUAGUCCGCCUUAACUUAUGACACGCCCAUAUACAUAAAUACCUACAAAUUUC